AGGGCGAAAGCAUCACCAGCUCCAAACAACGCACAGCUUUCGAAUCGCAGGACGGGCCUGCCCACACAGUCAACAUGGCAGCGCGGAAGCCGCUCUUCAACCAGCAGGUCCUCUACGACACCACCCCGCUACCAGACUCGAUCCCCAAGGUCAAGGAGAUCGGCGCCAGCUCUGCCCCCCUUCUUUCGGCCUCAUUCUUCAUUGGCGCACGGUGCAAGGACUACAAUGACGACUACAUGCAAUGCAAGACCGAGAACCCGGGCAGGGGCGAGUUCGAAUGCAUGAAGGAAGGCCGCCGUGUCACUAGAUGCGCCCGGAGCGUGCUCGAGGACAUUAACAAGUCCUGUCUCGAGCAAUUCCGCACUCACUGGCAAUGCUUGGAGAACAACAACCAGCAGCUCUGGCAAUGCCGGCCGGACGAGUGGAAGUUGAACAAGUGUGUCUUUGAGAAUCUAAAUCUCGAGAAGGUUAUCCCCGAUCAGCCCAAGCAAUCGACUCCCGUACAUCUCAGACAGAAGCAAGUUUUCGCCCAUAAAUGGAUCCAGCGGUGGGAAAAGCCGUUUGUCCCGGGACAAUCUGAGGCGUCAGAGUCGUCGUCGUCUUGAGUGGGCGGGGUGGUGGUUCUUCUCGUGGCCCAGCAGAUGCGUUUCUUCACGCAGCCCGGAAGUGGCGGUUGGUUCUGGGCCCGGACCUGUACAUACAUACCAAGAGUUAGACAGGCUCAUCCGGUUAUAUCUUGUGAAGUUCUCUUUUUUGGAUGUCUAUAUUCUGUCUGGCCGUCUCCCUGUUGGUCCGCGUUUAUGCCCAGCCACCGAUAUCUAGACUUUAACCACCUAGCAAAAAAGGGGACAAGGAAACAGCUUGCCUGAGCCCCUUCAACCGACAAUCAAGGUUAGAAGUAAAGCAGCCUCUGG
Messenger RNA from Chaetomium fimeti, 914 nucleotides. RefSeq lists its product as uncharacterized. Gene Ontology annotation, biological process: mitochondrial electron transport, NADH to ubiquinone. Bases 75 to 605 code for a protein of 176 amino acids. Lineage: Eukaryota; Fungi; Ascomycota; Sordariomycetes; Sordariales; Chaetomiaceae. The record is from RefSeq and is a predicted model, not a curated record. The transcript has 4 exons.